UAAGCGUUGAAAACUUAAAAUAAAACAACGGGGAAAAAAUCGAUUUAAAAUAAAUAGUCAGACAAAGAACAGAUAAAUGAGAACUUUAAGUGGAAUAAUAUUAAUUUAAAAUAAGAAAAUUUAAAUAAUUUUAAAGGAAAAAGUUUCCUUUAACACAGAACAAUUGAAACAAAUUACAUCGAAAUUUCGAAAGUCUGUAAAACCAAUCUACCAGAAAUCAUUUACAUAACAACUUCUUCAAAAUGAGUCAAUUUGGAGGAGGUGCAAAUCCCUUUGGGGCACCCUCUGGGAUAGGUGGCGGUAAUCCCUACGAACAGCAACAACAGUCCAGUUAUGGUUACGAUCAAACAGCUACCGGUUAUGGACAAGAUACAGGCUAUGGUCAAGAUACAACUUACGGACAAGAUACAGGUUAUGGGCAGAGUACGGUUGGUGGUAUACCGGGACAACAGCAACCCUUUGUAGCCAGACCACGUGUAGAUGUGGAUGCUGAGGGAGAAGUUGAUCCAACACUUUAUCCAGAACCCAAAGAGGGUACUCACAAAAUCCGUGGCCAUUCGGAUAUUAUUGAAAUGUUAUUCGGACCCACCGAAUAUGAAUUAAUACCCGUUAAGGGUUUUUAUUUCUUCUUUUACGCCGCCUUUGGUUCGCUCUUCCCUCUGAUGGGUGUCUAUUUCAAACAGAUGGGCAUGAAUCCCGGCCAGUGCGGUAUUCUUAUAGGCAUGCGACCAUUUGUGGAAUUCUUAUCAGCUCCAUUUUGGGGUUCCUAUGCGGAUAGAUGCCGGCGUGGCAAGGUUUUAUUGUUGGGCUCUUUAGCCUGCUGGGUUUUGUUUACCAUACCUUUGAGUUUUAUUAAACCGGAACCGGUGAAAUGUCUGGAACGUAAUCAAACAGAUUUCGUUUUAACCUAUACACGUACCAAACGUGAUUUGUCUGCAUUUAAUUCGGCCAAUUUGAGAGAUGAUAGUGCAGAAUUUUUAGAUAAUCAUGCUGCCCUACUUGGUACAAAUACCAUGCCCGCUAAUGAAGCCGCUGAAGAGUCUCAUAGAAGACGCAAACGCUCCUUAAUACCUCAUAUUGAUGCUGGAAUCUCUCCCAUACACAUUAAUUUUGUAAGCAACUAUGAUGAGAAACAACAUAGUGACUAUGUAACACCCAUAUUUUCCAGUAUGGUCUAUCGAACACCGGACAUACAAAAAGCUUUCUUCCUGCUAUUAUUGGUUAUUUUAAUUGGUGAAUUCUUCAGUGCCCCUGCCGUCACUCUAGCCGAUUCGGCGGUAAUAACCCUCUUAGGUGAUGAUGCCGAUAAAUAUGGGCAUCAACGUAUGUUCGGCUCUUUGGGUUGGGGUAUUUCUAUGUUUGUAGUGGGUAUUGUUUUGGAUCAUUCCACCUCGUUUUCACAUCAUCCCUGUGGUGCUGGUCAUAUGGAAAAGAAUUAUAAUGUAUGUUUUGCUAUAUUCACCGUACUCAUGACGGGAGCUAUUAUCUGCGCUUCGAAAAUUACCUUCAAAUAUGAACCCAUUGAAUUGGAAACACAAACCGCACAAGAUGUUAUCGAUCCCAAUAAGAAAGCUGAAGAGGAAUCUAUGAAUCAAUUGGCAGCCCAAUUGAAUUUACCUUCAUUGGCUGUGGGCGCUGGCACAGCGGGUCCUACUACCGCCAGUGGUGGUUUCUUGGGAGGCGGUACUGGUGGUCCCAAACCUCAUAUUGGUGCCGAAUCGAAAUUGUUUGCCCAAACUACUAAAGAGUUACCAGAAUGGAUGACUGUGUUUACCUACUUCAAGGAUAUUAAAACUGCUUCUUUCCUGUUUGUAGCCUGGUAUAUGGGCUUUGGUAUUGGUUUGAUAUUUACUUUCUUGUUCUGGCAUUUACAAGAUUUCGGCGGUACUCCCACCUUAUUCGGUGUAGCCUCGGUUAUUAAUCAUGUCUCGGAAAUAUUCGCCUAUUUCUUUAGUUUCCGUUUAAUCACCCAGAUUGGCCACGUUAAGGUCUUGUGUUUGGGUUUAAUAGGCAAUGUUUUACGUUUCCUGUAUAUAUCCUAUAUAAGCAAUCCCUGGAUGGUAUUGCCCUUCGAAUUGAUGCAGGGUAUCACUCAUGCUGCUGUCUGGGCAGCCUCUUGUUCGUAUAUAGCUCAUAAUACACCCAAGCACUUGAGAGCCUCGGCUCAGGGCGUACUACAGGGUAUACAUCAUGGUUUAGGUCGCGGCUGUGGUGCCAUUAUUGGUGGUAUGUUUGUGACAUACUACGGCACCACGAAUACCUUCCGUUGGUAUGGCAUCUGUUGUCUGUUUGUCUUGGGUUUGUUUAUAUUUGUCAACUUUUAUCGUAAAGAACAAGGUUUUAUUUCGGAUAUACCCGUCACAGAGGAUCCUCAUCAGGUGGCUGAGGAAACUUCACAUUUGGCUCCACAUGGUGUUCCCAGUAAUCCUAUACCUCGCGCCCUAUCCAAUACCCGUCUUAAUGAAAUGAAUCCUAAUGGAGGUACUGGUAAUACCUAUGGCACGUAUCAGACCAGUGGCGGUAAUUUGGAUAUACCCGGUGGCAGUAAUCCAUUUGGUAGCCAAUAAGUUUAUUGAACAGGUACAUUUUAAGUUUAUCGUCCGUUUUUCGUUUGAUUUUUUUUAUCAGAUGACUGUUUUUGGAAAAGAACAAAUUAAGCUCCAGCAUUUAACAGUUUUUUGGAAGAAUUUUUCGAUUAUACAUAAGCCUUUAGUUUCUAACUAUAGUUCAGAUUUUAGAUUAGAAUAUAGUCUUGAUAAUAGACUUUAGUCUUGACUAUAAACUGAUCUGAUCUUGACUAUAGAUCAAUCUAUAGUCUUGACUAUAGAUCAGUCUGUAAUCUUAACUAUAGAACGGUAUUGACUAUAGGAUCAGUCUAUAGUCUUGUCUAUAGAUUAGUCUAUAGUCGUGACUAUAGAUCAGUCUAUAGUCUUGACUAUAGAUCAGUCUAUAGUAUUGACUAGAGAUCAGUCUAUAGUCUUGACUAUAGAUCAGUCUAUAGUCUUGACUACAGAUCACUCUAUACUAUUGACUAUAGAACAGUCUAUAGACUUGACUAUAUAUCAGUCUGUAGUCUUGGCUAUACAUCAGUCUAACGUCUUUAUAGUCUUGACUAUAGAUCAGUCUAUAAUCUUGACUAUGGAUCAGUAUAUAGUCUUGACUAUAGAUCAGUCUAUAGUCUUGUCUAUAGAUCAGUCUAUAGUCGUGACUAUAGAUCAGUCUAUAAUCUUGACUAUAGAUCAGUCUAUAGUAUUGACUAUAGAUCAGUCUAUAGUCUUGAAUAUAGAUCAGUCUAUAGUCUUGACUACAGAUCAGUCUAUACUCUUGACUAUAGAACAGUCUAUAGAUUUGACUAUAUAUCAGUCUGUAGUCUUGGCUAUACAUCAGUCUAUCGUCUUUAUAGUCUUGACUAUAGAUCAUCUAUAGUCUUGACUAUAGAUCAGUGUAUAGUGUUGACUAUAGAUCAGUCUAUAGUCUUGACUAUAGAUCACACUAUCAAUCUAUAAUCUAGACAUCAGUCUGUAAUCUGGAAUAAAGAUCAGUCUAUUGUCUUGACUACAGAUCAGUCUAUAUUCUAACUAUAGAUCAAUCUGGAUAGAAUAGUGUCUAUAAAUCAUUCUAUUACAUCCUUGUCCAUAGUCUUGACAAUGUAUCAGUUGACAUCUGAACAAAAAUUCUUUCAAAAUUUUGUAAUUAAAACAUAAAAAACCGAGUAAGAUAGUUUUCAACUAAAAUUUAAAGAAAAGUUCUUAGCUUAGGCUUCGUUUUCUCAGAAAAAUCUAGUUUAAACUUACAAAAAAAACGAAAAGGUACAAAGCUUAAAAGCUUGCUAGUUUCAAAAGCUUUGUAAAUAAGCUUUUUUUUUAUUCAAAAAUCACCUCAAGAAUACAUAAAAAAGUUUACAAAGUUUUCCACAUUGAGAAAGAAAAUGUCAUUAAAAAAAACCCACAAUCAUUGUAGAAGGUACAAAAAAAAAGUUCGUAUAGAAAUAAUUAGUUAUUAUUUUGUUGUUUUAGUAAUAAUUUAAAGUUUAUAGAUUAAUUUACUUCAAAUUAAAAAGAUAAUUUUAGUUAAAUUUAAUUUAGUUUUAAAUAAGCUUAAUAUAAACAAAAAUUUUUAAUUAAAAUAGACAAAUUUGAGUUUAAAUUUAUAGAAAAUCUUUUUCAAACAUAAACAAAGUUUUGAUCCAUAAACCCUAACCUAUAAUAGUUUAAAAUACACAAACUUCAAUUUUAACAUUAAAGUUGAGGUUAUAAUUUCACCAAUCUGGCUACCUUGUUUAAUAUUGUGGUCAAACCUAACUGUUGAAAUAUUGUUUGUGUAUUUAUAACUUUAAACUCCUGUUAGUAAAUCCUCUCUUUUGCCCACUCCCUUCUUUAAAAUGAAGCUUUGGCGUUGUUUAUACACUGAACGCAAUUUUAUUAGUUAAAUGCAAUAUAAAUAAACCAUAAACGGAAAAUAUUUAACAAAAAGUAAACAAAUGUAAUGGAAACAAUCACCAAAAAUACCUUAUGUACAGUAACUAACAAAAUUUAUUACACUACAAACAAUAUAACACAAAAAAGGGAUUCACACUACUGUUUAUAUAUAAAAUUAAACUAAAAUAAAAUAAAUUACUUAAAACAUAUCGUAAAAAUUGGCCUAUAAUAUUUAAAAAUAAAAUAUAUAUAUAAUUUUAGUUUUUAUUAAGUUGCCUAUAUUGCAAUUUAUUUUCUUAAAAAUUAAGUUAAAUUUUUUUGAAAAAAGCAAUGAAAAUGGAAUGAAUGUUGAAAAAUAUAGGAAAAGCAAACCAUAUUCAUUAAAAAACUCAUUAAAUACAUGUAUUAUAUUAAAUAUUUUCUUUGAAAAAAUAAAAACAAAUGGUCCAUAAAAUUGUAUUAAUAUAUAAACAAUAAAUAAAUAAAAACAAAUAAAUAAUCAUACCAAAGAGAACUUAACCUAAAAAAAAACACAAAUUGUAAAAUGCAAAAUUUAUAAAGAAAAUCGAAAAAAAUUAUAAUUUUAGUUAAAAUUAAAAAUUUAGUUGGUUAAAAAAGAAUAAGUCCAACAUUUAUUAUUUUCACGGCUUAUCAGUAAAACUUUUAUAACAAGUAUUAAAAUUACAUACGAUUACGUCCAAUUCUAAGAAUAUUGAACUAUUUUUAACCAUUUCAAUAUUAUAGUUGUAAUACCAAAUUUAUCUAACCACCUUUAAGCAAUUUUACAAUAACUUUUUCAAAAUCUUUUUAAGAAAAUCCUAAUUUUGAGAAUUUUUAUAUAUUUUUAUAUAAUUUUUUUUCAAAAUUUUUAAGCUUUUAAAUCAAAUGGAUUAUUUUUACUAAAUUUAUAAAAAUCCCAAGUAAUUUUGUUCUAUAUUUAUACUACUUUGCCGUCCGUUGAAGUUAUCAGCUUUAUGCAUUAUUUUUUCGGUAUAUUACUUGUUAUCAAAGGUUUUACUGAAGUCUAUAUAUACAUAUACUCCAAUAUAAUAUACAUUCAUAUAUGAAGUCUAUAGUCUUGACUUUAGAUAUUCUGGACCAUAAACCGAUCUAUAGUCCAUGCCAUAGACCAACUUAUAGUCUAAAUAAAGACUGAAAUAUAGUCAAGGAUAUGUUUAAAAUCUCAAGAAUAGAUCAAUGUUAGUCUUGACCAUAGAUCAGUCUUAUAGUCUUGACCAUAGAUCAGUCUUAUAGUCUUGACCAUAGAUCAGUCUUAUAGUCUUGACUAUAGAUCACACAAUAGUCUUGACCACAGGUCAGUCUAUAGC
Messenger RNA from Lucilia sericata (common green bottle fly), 5746 nucleotides. It is a transcript of the gene jef, whose product is annotated as major facilitator superfamily domain-containing protein 6. Gene Ontology annotation, cellular component: membrane. The record is from RefSeq and is a predicted model, not a curated record. The transcript is spliced from 7 exons. Bases 243 to 2567 code for a protein of 774 amino acids. NCBI's taxonomy places the organism in Eukaryota, Metazoa, Arthropoda, Insecta, Diptera, Calliphoridae.